AUUCCACCUUUUGGAAAGUUUUCAGUUCUCAAUGCAUAAAGUAUUCGUCUACAUUAUUCAUUAGAAUACACACAGUUAAAUAAAAGUCCUAUCUCAUUUAAAAUAGAAAAGUCAGUGUUCGGAUAUAUUGGUUCAUUCAAAGAUCCUGAGUAAAUUUGCAGCGUAAUACUGUGACUACAUAAAAGUGAUGGUCAAAUAAAUAUGUGGGUAAAUGUUAUAUCGAAGAGAUUUAUUAAAAUGGAAUUUAACAUUUACAUUAUAUCAACAUUUAUAUGCAACUUAAUUUUUGUACAAUCAAAUAUGACACCAAAUGACCCUGAACUGUUGGAACAACUAUGGAUUCAGUUAUAUCGUUACCUACCAGGUCCAUCAAUGGGACCAAAGCUAUCUUCUGAUUUAUCUACGAAUAUUGAGCUUUCUGUAAGCAUCGAUAAUUUGGAAUUAUUAUAUCAUAAAAAUCAAUUGGUUUGCCGUGCAAGUCUAACAUUGUUUGCUGAGUGGCCAGUAACUGAUUCAAGAGUCACUGAAAGUACUUUGGUCGAUAUGGCCGGAGGUGGUGUUCGACUUGAUGUGGACAAAGUAUGGCAUCCUCAAUUAGUUAUUAAAGGUGCAUUCAGACAUGAUCGUUUUCAUCAACGUUUAGAGUUGCGUAAUCUAUAUGCUGGGAGUAAUUCAUUCUCUAAAUCAACAAAUCCCACAAAUUCCUUGAAUAGAGCGCAAGCAGGGCUAGCUGCACGAGGAUUACCUAACGAAUCGUCAAUUCAAUCAAUCCGUUCUCAUAAUCGUGCUAAAACGUUGAAGGUGGUUCCGGAUGGAGAUGGGCCAAAUUAUUCAUUCAUGGAAAGCAUCGUCGUGGAAGUUCCAUGUCAAGAGCCAAAAAAAUUCCAUCAUAUUGGUGCUAUUGUUUGUCCAAUAUGGAUAAAACAAGAAGGCUUCAUGAAAACACAACCGAUCAUCAAGUGGACUGAACGUAAAUGUUGUCUGCUCUCAAAUGAUGUACAAAGAAAAUCAUCUUAUCUAAGUGUGACAAAACGCUAUGAUGAACAUAUUGAUAAAUCUGGUCCAGAUCAAAGUCUUGGAAUUAAUAUUUGUUUUUCACAAAGUGGCAGAAUAUUACAAGGUAGUUUACCUCCAAUGCUACUUGUAUUAAUUUCUAUUAUACUACUAUGGACAAAUCAACUGGGUACACAUAAUCUUAGUUGUACACAAUUAAUUCUAUUUUUAUUUUCAAUUUCAUUUUGGCUGUGGAUGAAUGAACAAAACUUAAAUAAUUCUAAAUUAUCUGGAUUUCUUAAUGUAUGGUGUUUAAUGUGUUCAAGUUCAAUUUGUUUAAUCUACUUAUUUGUUUUAAUUCAUCAUCGGUUUGUUUGUCGAUUUCUUCAACGAAAAUAUCAACAUUUGAAUCGUUUGUCGUCAUUUGGCUUGAAUCAGAAUAAAACAACCACAACAGGUUUUAAUGCAGAGGGUCCAGUUAAUGAACGAAUGAAUGGACCAGGAUUAAUACAAACUUAUGGGUGCUGUGGAAAUUGUGGUGGAUGCCCUGAUUCAUGUACUAGUUGUGUAGCAGGAAGAACCAGUACAGGAUUUAUUUCAUCAAAUGGUACAGCCGUUUGUUAUAGUAACAGUAGUUGUGGUCUAUCUGGUGGAAGUGGUCAUGCAUGCCAAGCCAUACCAAUAUUGCAAACAAAUCCAUCUGCAAACAAUAGUCCUGGACCUCUAGGAUUUACACAAGCAAUGGGCCAAUCAACCAACAAGAGAGAGAACUAUGGUGACAAUUAUUUAUGCUCAGGUAGUUCAGAAUCCGGUAAUGGAGUUAAUAAUGGAACAUUUCGUGGAUUAAGAUGGAGAAAUUCCCGAAGAGUUAAUAAUGUCAACUUAUUGGGUGGGGAUUUAAAUCAACCUGAUUGUCAUGUAUGCCAGUCACAUUUUCUCACUGAUAAUAAUAAUGAUAAUCAUGCUAAUUUAUCAUCAUCUCCUACAGCUGCUGCUUUCAACGUAUUUUGUCGACAUCAGCAUUUGUGCAGUUCAUCUGUAACACCAUGCAUAAAUGUACAUAACUUUAAUGUAAAUAAUUAUCCUUCAUCUUAUUGUUUAACAGGAUUGAAAACUUUAAUAACUGUAUGCUUUUGUAUAAUGAGUACUAUUUACUGGAUAAGUAUAUUUGCACAAGGUACAUUACCUGAAACAUGUUUAGGUAUAUCUCUAUGUCAAAUCAUAGAAACGAAUCGUUCAUAACUCAUCCAAAAGAAGAUAUUGACAAACUUUCUAAUUGUAAAUAGAAAACAAAUUAAAGUGAAUUUUGAUAAUUUAAUCUUUUCAAACAAUUUUAAAGUAAAACAGAACUAUCUUCAAAUACAUUAAUAUUGUAAUCCAUAUGCAUUUGCAUAUACAUUUAUACUAUAAAUUCUAUCCAAUUUUUAUUUCCUUAUGAUGACAUGAUUGUUUCUUGUCAAAUUUGACCAAAAAAAUUAGUGAGUUCAUUUAAAGUAUUACUGAUGAAAAGAAAUCAGUAGUCUAUACAUAUAUCUUCUAAAGUUCAUUAUAUUGUUCAAUAUAAUGAAUUGGAAAUAUAAUACAAUGUAAACCUACCCCCCCCAUAGUAUUUUACUUCUUUUUAAAACAUUUGGUUUUAUGGUGCUUUUUUUUAAAUGACAACUUUAUAAAGUAAACUAAACAUUAUGACAGGAAAUGAAUCUAUUUCAUUCUUGUGUACUAUAAUUCCUUUAUAUAUAUAUACACGCAUUUUUAUCAUUAAUGUAUAAUUUGUUUGUUUGUUUUUAAUACAGUUGGAUGGCAACAUUGU
Schistosoma guineensis is the source of this 2803-nucleotide messenger RNA. The record is from the annotation of a GenBank genome assembly. Lineage: Eukaryota; Metazoa; Platyhelminthes; Trematoda; Strigeidida; Schistosomatidae.